This is a messenger RNA of Macrosteles quadrilineatus (aster leafhopper), 1751 nucleotides long. RefSeq names its product myophilin. The transcript has 4 exons. The record is from RefSeq and is a predicted model, not a curated record. Lineage: Eukaryota; Metazoa; Arthropoda; Insecta; Hemiptera; Cicadellidae. Gene Ontology annotation, biological process: actomyosin structure organization. The coding region runs from base 65 to 574 and encodes 169 amino acids. Gene Ontology annotation, molecular function: actin binding.
CAGGGAGGACUGAGAAUAUUACAGUUUGCUCCAGUCCCGCAGCCUGCCCACACCACACACAGCCAUGCCUGCUAGAAACAAGGAACAAGAGGAGGAGGUUCUCCACUGGAUCGAGGAUGUCCUGGGGGAGAAACUACCGAGCCAACCGUACGAGGAUGUGUUGAGGGAUGGCGUGGUCCUGUGUAACCUCAUCAACAAGAUAGCACCAGGGAGUGUCAAGAAGAUACAGACCAAGGGCACUAACUUCCAACUCAUGGAAAACAUUCAAAGAUUCCAAGCUGCCGUUAAGAAGUAUGGUGUGCCGGAGGAAGAAAUCUUCCAAACAGCAGAUUUGUUUGAAAGAAGAAACAUCCCUCAAGUGACCUUAUGUCUUUACUCUCUGGGAAGAAUCACCCAGCUACACCCCGAGUACACGGGACCUCGCCUGGGACCCAAGAUGGCUGAGAAGCAAGAGCGUCACUUCACAGAGGAACAGCUCAGAGCAUCCGAGGGACAUCUCAACCUGCAGAUGGGCUUCAACAAGGGAGCAUCUCAGUCCGGCCUGGGCUCCUUCGGCAACACCCGACAUAUGUAGUGUGUCUGGUCUAGCUAGUCUACUGCUUUGACUGUCGGGAGACGUAGCCAUCUCAUCAACAUUUUAAGUUGCAGCCAGUUUAAGAAGUGAAAUUAACCUGGUUGAACUGAGCCAUCAACUACUGGUUUAUGUCUUAUACAAAGACCUUUAAGCUAAGUACAUUACUGUUUACUAUAUAGAAUCUAUCAUUUCUCAUCAAUAAUCAAAGUAUAAAAAUAUAGAGAAAAUGGCUCAUUAAACUAUGUUCGAUUGUAAGGAUGGUUUACAUAGAUGAGAUGGCUACAUCAUUAUACAAAGUGGCUACUGCUUGCAACAAAACAGUAUUCGGGAAUCAGUAUCUUGUGCAAAGUAUUAGCACGUACGUUGCAAGUGCUCCUAAAACGUCCAGUGCCUUAUUUACCUAACAUUUUUCUAGAAGAACGAUUUUUGGUGGAUCUUCAUGCUCUUCCAUAUUUCUACUAACGCUUUGUUAAUUUGUUGUGUAAUGAAAUGUUGAAUCAAUGACGUUUAAAAAAGGCUGUUUUGCCUUUAUAAAAACUAUACAUUGGUAAAAAAAAUACAUUAUUUCCUGACAAAAUAAACAAGAUAAUCGUAGGUAGAAUGUGCCAUUUUGGAGCUUAGAAUUGUGUUUGGCAUUGUUAAAUAACGUUAUAACUUUGUUAAAAUAGAGUUAUUAUGUGUGUACAAUGCUGUACUAUAGGAAAAUAAGUGUACUAAUCGGGGGUGUAAAAAUUAUCUUAUACUAUCAAAUGUACUUUAAAUUUGUCUAUUAACGACUAUAUCAGGCUAAUUUGCAUUUUAUGUUUCUAAUUGUAAACAUAAACACUCGUAAAUCUAAACGCACAGACAUUGUCUGCCAUCAAUCAUUAACUUGUACACAAUUUGUUUGCAUUAUUUGAAAUGAAUAACAUUAGCAGGAAAUUAUCAUUGAAAAUUGUAUUGUUGUUUAGCAUUAUUAAAACAACAAUAGAAACGUUGUGGCAUUGUUUCUAUAUUGAUGUAUAUUUCUUCUUGUGGUUUUUAUGUAUGUAUCGUUUAUAAGUAAGUAUUAUACAUACUUAGUUUAUACAAUAGUUCUAGUCUCAUAGAUUAGUUUGUCUGAUAUAAAAUCAUCUGUUGUUACUUUAUUUGCUUUUUAUACUGCUACUUUGGUUGGAUAUUAAAAUUAUGUUUGUUC